Mycena citricolor is the source of this 1110-nucleotide messenger RNA. NCBI's taxonomy places the organism in Eukaryota, Fungi, Basidiomycota, Agaricomycetes, Agaricales, Mycenaceae. The record is from the annotation of a GenBank genome assembly.
UUGUAAGCGGCUUUGUAAGCUCUGCUUGGAAGGCUCAACGCGUCGAUCGAAAAGUUCGCCUCACAGCUCACGACGAUGUCCGAAUCUCUGCGUUUCCUUGGUUCCUUGAAGGGCCACAAGGGUUGGGUCACCGCCAUCGCCACUUCCUCCGAGACCCCCGAUGUUAUUCUCUCCGCGUCUCGUGACAAGACCAUCAUCGUCUGGCAGCUGACCCGCGAUGAGACCGGCUACGGCUCCCCCAAAAGAAUCCUGCACGGCCACAACCAUUUCGUGUCCGACGUCGUUAUCUCCUCCGACGGCCAAUUCGCUCUCUCCUCGUCCUGGGACCACACCCCCGUCUCUGGGAUCUCAACACCGGUGCCACGACACGUCGUUUCGUCGGCCACACCUCCGACGUUCUCUCUGUCAGCUUCAGCGCCGACAACCGUCAAAUCGUUUCUGGUUCCCGUGACCGAACCAUCAAGCUGUGGAACACGCUCGGCGAGUGCAAGUAUGACAUCAAGGAGGAUGGUCACUCUGAGUGGUACGGUUUCUUGCGUGCGCUUCAGCCCGAACGUCAUGAACCCGGUGAUCGUGUCCUGCGGUUGGGACAAGGUUGUCAAGGUUUGGGAGCUCUCGAAGUUCAAGCUGAAGACCAACCACUACGGCCACACCGGAUACAUCAACACAAUCUCUGUCUCGCCCGAUGGUUCGCUUGCUGCCUCCGGUGGCAAGGACGGAAUCACCAUGCUCUGGGACCUUAACGAGGGCAAGCACCUCUACUCCCUCGAGGCUGGUGACAUCGUCAACGCCCUUGUCUUCUCGCCUAACCGGUACUGGCUAUGCGCUGCUACCGCCAGCUGCGUGAAGAUCUUCGAUCUUGAGAGCAAGUCUAUUGUUGACGAGCUCAAGCCCACCUUCACUGAGGCCUCUGAGGAGGGCCGGGAACCCGAGUGUGUGUCGAUUGCCUGGUCCGCAGAUGGCCAGACCCUGUUUGCUGGCUUCACGGACAACCACAUCCGUGUCUGGACCGUCUCGUCAUAAAAGGUAUCGGUGCAUGUGCAUUAGGGAGUUGAUUUAUGUUGCCUUUCAUUCGUACCUGCCACAAUACACAAAAAACAUUUACUCCAA